CAUAAAUGUUUGCCUGAAACCCAUUUGGAAAUCAAGCCAAAAGAUUUAUUUAUUGAAAAAUAAGUUUCUUGAAUCAAAGUGACUAUAUAAAUUGAAGGAUUUAAUAUAAUAGUACAGACACAUAACGCCGUUGCCAGCUGACCUUCCAAUAAUUCCAGAAUUGUCAUUGAACGCGUGGUGCAAAUAACCCACAAAAAUUACAUAGCAUCAACAAACAUGGAACCUCUAGAACCGGAUGUCUUCACCAAACAAACAAAGGAGCUCACAGCAGCGGAUAAGCAAAAGCUGGAGGAGCAAAACAAACGUGGUUUUGUGCCCGAAUUCAAAGCCAACAAACUGGAAAUUGAUGCCCAGAGGAACUGGGACAUAUUUUACAAGCGGAAUGAGACUCGCUUCUUUAAGGACCGCCACUGGACCACGCGGGAGUUCCAGGAGCUGCUGGACCAAGAGUCGUCCGACGACAAACGCACCCUCUUUGAAGUGGGAUGCGGAGUGGGCAAUUUGGUAUUUCCGCUCCUGGAGGAGCAAACCAGUGAGGAAGGAUGCUUUACCAAGGGGAGGUUCUACUUCUACGCCUGCGACUUCUCACCGCGAGCUGUAGACUUUGUGCGUUCCAAUCCACUGUACGAUUCCAGCCAAAUAACAGCCUUUCAGUGCGAUAUCACCACGCAACAGGUGCAUGAACACAUCCCGCCCAGUAGCCUAGAUGUCUGCACCCUGAUCUUCGUACUCUCCGCGAUCCACCCACAAAAGUUCUUGGAUGUGGUGCAGAACUUGUGGAAGCUUCUUAAGCCAGGAGGACUUGUGCUGUUCAGGGACUAUGGACUUUACGACAUGGCCCAGCUGCGCUUUAAGCCGGGCAACAAGAUUGCCGAUAACCUAUAUGUGCGACAGGAUGGCACCCGGAGUUACUUCUUCUCCGAGGAAGAAGUAUCCCAGCUCUUCCAGGAGAACGGCUUCGACAUAAUCACCAAUGCCUAUGUGCACAGGAGAACUCUUAAUCUCAAGGAAGGUGUGGAUGUGCCACGCAUCUUCCUGCAGGGAAAGUUCAGAAAGAAGAACCUCUGACCACAAACUACGGCCCUUUGUUACGUAUUUAGUUGUUGUAUUUAUUUUAAAUCAAUAACAUGGUUCAAGUCAACGUUCAAUAAAUAUUUGUAUGUAAUAUUA
This is a messenger RNA of Drosophila rhopaloa, 1170 nucleotides long. RefSeq names its product tRNA N(3)-methylcytidine methyltransferase METTL6. NCBI's taxonomy places the organism in Eukaryota, Metazoa, Arthropoda, Insecta, Diptera, Drosophilidae. The record is from RefSeq and is a predicted model, not a curated record. The coding region runs from base 217 to 1068 and encodes 283 amino acids. The transcript has 2 exons.